AUGUUAGAAAAUUCUGCUGCUGCGCCAUUCAUUGACGACCAAGCAAUUGUUGCAAGUAGCGAUGAAGAGGAGUCGACUAAUGGGGAAGGAGAAGAUCCCUUUAUAGUUUCUAAUGAUGAACAAGAAGAUGAUGAUGACAAGAGACAUGGAUACAGGCCUCAUCCUUCGCUUUCUGAUGGUGAAGAAGAUAUCGAAGAGAUUGGGAGAAGAAUUCAACAACGGUAUCAAAGCUAUGAUGAAGAAUUUGAUGAGGCAGAUAUCAAUGAUGUCGAGCAGCAAUCUCGUUUUCCAUCAGUUAAGGAUUCCAAGUUGUGGACUGUGAAAUGUGCGAUUGGUCGUGAGCGAGAGGCAGCUUUUUGCCUUAAGCAGAAAUGUGCCAUUGAUCAACCUGGGAUGCAUAUAAGGUCUGCCAUCGCUCUUGAUUAUCUCCAGAACUACAUCUACGUCGAAGCUGAUAAGGAGGCACAUGUCAGAGAGGCUUGCAAAGGUCUCAAAAUGUUAGAUACCAGAAAAAUAGUGCUUGUGCCAAUUAAAGAAAUGACUGAUGUGGUUUCAGCAAAAGGCAAAGCCCUUGACAUUGUGAAGGAUAUGUGGGUGCGGAUAAAGAUUGGGAUAUAUAAAGGGGAUAUUGCAAAAGUUGUUAGUGUGCCUGAUAUGCGACAAAUGGUUAUGCUUAAGCUAAUCCCAAGGGUUGAUUUACAAGCUGUUGCUGACAAAUCAGAUGGUAGAAAAGUUUCGAAGAAGGCGAUCAUUCCGCCUCAACGUCUUGUGAAUUCAGGUGAAGCAAGGAGCCUUAACAUACCAGUAGACUCUAGGAGGGAACGAAGCACUGCAAUUUCUUUCGAUGUGAUUGAUGGGAAGACGUUUAAAGAUGGUUUCCUAUAUAAAACAGUAUCGAAGAAAUCAAUUGAGUAUCAAAAUAUUCAACCAUCUUUCGAUGAGCUUGAAAGAUUUUGUGAGUCUGGUAUGUCCACUUCAGUGGAAAACAGGAGAAAAUUCCAUUUUAUGAAGGGUGAUGCUGUUAUUAUUGUCAAAGGAGAUCUCAUAAAUCUGAUGGGAUGCGUCGAGAAAGUGGAAGACGGUAACCUCCAUAUCAAACCAAAUCGGAAGGACCUGCAUACAACAAUUGUGGUGAAUGAAAAUUAUAUUUCCAAAUACUUCAAGCUUGGGGAUCAUGUGAAGGUCGUCUCUGGUGCUCAUGAAGGUGCAACCGGUACUGUCAUUAAGGUUAACAGUAAUGUGCUCAUUUUAGUAUCUGAUGCGACUAGGGAGGAUAUCAGUGUUUUUGCUGACAACGUUGUGGAUAGCUCUGAAGUAGCUCCUGGAGCUACUACCAGAAUUGGAGAUUAUGAAUCACAUGACCUUGUCAUGCUUGCUGACAUGAGCUUUGGGAUGAUUAUACGAUUAGAGAGUGAAUCACUUCAAGUGCUGAAGGGAGAUCCUGAUAGACCUGUGGUUGCAGUAGUGAAGUUGAGGGAGAUCAAAUAUAAGAUAGAUGAUAGGAGGAAUACUGCCAAAGAUCGUUCCAGAAAUGACGUGUCUGUGAAAGAUGUUGUGAAGAUUCUCAUGGGUCCUUGCCAAGGGAAACAAGGUUCUGUCGAACAUAUACGUGGAGGUAUAUUGUUCAUAAAUGACCGCCAUCACAUGGAGCAUUCUGGUUUUAUUUGUGUGCAAGCACAGUCUUGUAUAGCAAUCGGAGGCUCAAAUGCCAAGGUUUCCCUGCCCUCAAGAUGUGCAACUUCAAGACAGACAGCUUAUAUCCCCCCUUCACCAAGAAGAUAUUCUACAGGACCUCCAUUAGAUUCUGGGGUGAGAGAUAGGGGAGCUGCUGCUGGGCGAGGAGGGCGUGAUAAGUUUGUUGGUAGCAUUGUGAAAAUCCGUCUUGGAAACUACAAGGGAUGCAGUGGUCGUGUUGUGAGCCGCAAUGGUCAAUUAGUUCGGGUUGAAUUGGAGUCUCAGAUGAAAACUGUUGCAGUUAAACGUGAGGAUAUAUCUGUAGACGCGGGUGUUUUCACUUCAUCCAGUGAAGCACCUCAACAGGGUAUUGGAAGUCAGACACCCAUGCAUCGAACACAAACUCCACUACACCCAUAUAUGACUCCUAUGAGAGAUCAAGGAGGAGAAACACCAGUUCACAGUGGUAUGCGGACGCCUAUGCGCCAUCAAGCUUGGAAUCCUUAUGCUAUUUCAACUUGCUAG
Messenger RNA from Papaver somniferum (opium poppy), 2199 nucleotides. RefSeq names its product putative transcription elongation factor SPT5 homolog 1. Gene Ontology annotation, molecular function: mRNA binding. Lineage: Eukaryota; Viridiplantae; Streptophyta; Magnoliopsida; Ranunculales; Papaveraceae. The record is from RefSeq and is a predicted model, not a curated record. The transcript has a single exon. Gene Ontology annotation, cellular component: DSIF complex. The coding region runs from base 1 to 2199 and encodes 732 amino acids. Gene Ontology annotation, biological process: regulation of transcription by RNA polymerase II; regulation of DNA-templated transcription elongation; transcription elongation by RNA polymerase II.